AGGUGGCCGGACCUGAGCCAUGCCGGCACGUGGACCGUGGGGCUCUGCGCUCCACUGCUCCCAGCCACCUGCCUCCUUCCCAGCCUGGGCUCCAGGGGAGGGUUGCUUCCUGUGGGGCAGGAGGGCUGGUGAUGGAACAUUCUUGCAGCUUCCGAGGGCCACCGGGCUGGCGUUUUGUGACCUUCCCCCUGUUGCUGUCCCUGCCUCUCACCUAUGUGCCCCAGGGGUCCGGGGAUCCUGCCUGGCUGGCUCAAGGGGGCUGGGUAGGGAGCCUGGAAGAAUGAGCUUGGCCUCCAGGGGAACUAGGGUCCUAGCACAGCCCCAAAGCCUUUGGCCACAGGGGUGGGUUCAGUCAGGGCUGGCAUAGGGGGUCACUGAAGGAUAAGAUGGUUGAAUGCUGUAUUUUUUAAAGAAUAAAAUAUUUUUAAAUCAACACCUGAGUCUGGCCCUGAGGAAUCACCUCUGGCACUGGGAAUUGGGAAACUGUGUGUCUAACUGCCCUCCCUCAACUCGGAAGGGGCCUGUCAGCCUGCUAGGUGGGGCUGCAGCACCCCUGGCUACAGGUAUAUGGGAGAGAGAGAGAGAGAGAGAGAGAGAGAGAGAGAGAGAGAGAGAGAGAGAGAGAGAGAGAGAGAGAGAGAGAGAGAGAGAGAGAGAGAGUGUGUGUGUGUGUGUGUGGACACAAGCCUCACACUGGUUGCCUUGUUGAUGGGAGCUCAGCCCGAGAGGCAGGCACACCUUCGCCAUGAUAGGGGGCAUCUGGGCGUAUUCAUUUCCUAUGGCCGCUGUAACAAAGUACCAAACAUAGCGGCUUAAACCCACACAGAUUUGCUGCCCUAGUAGUUCUUGUAAAUCUAAGGCUGAAGUCUGACAGGGCUGACAUCCAGCUGUUGGCAGGACUUGUUCCUUCUGGAGGCCUCCGGGGCGAGUCUGUGACCUUCUCCAGCUUGAAAGGCUGCCCACAUUCCUUUGCUCAUGGCCCCGACUCCCUCCUCAAAGCUGGAGAGGUAGCAUCUUCUCUGUGAUUCUGCUUCCUUCGGCUUCCCGGUCACAUGGCCUCCCUCUGUAGUCAGAUCCUCCUCUGCCUCUGUCUUCUAAGGAUUAUUUUCACUUCCCCACUUUCCAGAUACUCUCCCCACCUCAGGAUCCUUCACUUAAUCCCACCUGCAAGGGCCCUUUUGUCCUGUAUAGGAACGUAUCCACAUGUUUGGGGAUUAGGCCACGGAUCUCCUUGGGGCAUUCUUCAGCCUGCCACACUGGGUCUGCUCUGCCUCCUGGACCCUUUGGGGCUGAGGUGUAGACCUUGGACCUCUAAUCUGUGCGCAUGUGUGCAGACCUGAGCUCUGUCAGUUUGUUGGUCCUCUCUGCUACUUUUGUUCCUGCCCCCGAGGGUCUGGCUCCCUGGUCCCUGGGACUCUGGGAGAGUCUCCUUUAGGCUCGGGGAUUCAGCAGGAGCCAGAACUUCAGCCCAUGCCUCUGAGAAGGGGGUGAGAGGCCCCUCCUAUCCCAGGUGGGAGGUGUGCGGGGGUGGGGGCAUGAGGGGUCAUUGGCUAGGAUUCAGCUGCUGAGUGGGCACCGUCUUUCUCUUGGGAGCAUGUCUUGGGCUGGGGCUCCGGAGAGUGUCCCAUCCCCAGGGCCUUUCGCAGCCCCUACUCAAGACCCUAGAAUUAUACAAAGGAGAGCUGGAACCCUAGCUAGGACCCAGAGAAGGAGGCCUACCCUUGCCCACCCCAAACACUGGCUCCCAGGUGGGCAGGAAGACAGUGGCAUUGCCCCCCUCACCACUGCUGAAGCCCUGGGCCUAGGUACCAGCUGGAUGCCCGGCAGCCGGGAGCCUGCCUGCCAUGACAGCCACCCAGAAGUGGGCAUGGAGAAGCAGGGGUGGGCAGGUGUCCAGCCCUGCGUCCUCCCAGCAGAAGCUCUAUUUGUUCAUUCAUUAAUUCAUUCAGCCAUCAUUCAGAGACAUUUUCUCUGCCCAGAGCUGAGUGCUGGAGACUCAUGGACUCAGUAAAUAUUGAGCACCUAUGAUGUCCUGGGCACUGUGCUGGACCCUGCGUAUACAGACAAAAAACUCUUGCCAUUGAGAAGCAGAAAUUCCAGGGCGCCUGGGUGGCCCAGUCGUUAAGCGUCUGCCUUCAGCUCAGGUCAUGGGAUCGAGCCCUGCAUUGGGCUCCCUGCCCAGUGAGGAGUCUGCUUCUCCCUCUCCCUCUCCCUCUGCCCCUCUCCCUGCUUGUGCUCUCUCUUUCUCUCUGUCUCAAAUGAAGAAAUAAAAAUCUUAAGAAAAGAAGCAGACAUUCCAGUAGGAGAAUAGGACAAUAUACAAUAGACCAUGGAAAAUCAAUGAUAUGUUAGCAGGUAAAAAGUUACGACAAUGAAAAGCAGCAGGUAAAGGGGCUGAGUGGUAUCAGAUCUAGGGUGAGAGGUUUAAAAGGAGGUCAGGGAAGGCCUCCAGAGGGUCAUGUGUGAGCCAAGAUACAAAGGAGGCAAUGGAGGGGGCCAAGUGAAUAGGAAAAGAGUUUCCAGGCAGAGCAAACAGUAAGUCCAAAGGCCCUGGGGCAGGAGACUGCAUGGAAGUAUUCAAGCCCCAGCCAAGGAGGCCAGUGUGGCUGGAGAUUGGUCAGGGGGGCCAUGGGAGGGCAGAUCUCAUAGGACCUUGUUGGCCAUGAUGUGGACUGUGCCUUGGAUUCCAGAAAGGGCCAGGAAGGAGUCUGAGCCGAGGAAGGGCCUAGUGUGAUUUAGGGGCGGAAUGUGAAUAGGCUGUGGGGUGUGAGCACAGAAGCAGGGCAAUCCGUGGGGCGGCAGUGACUGCACUGGUCUAGGCGAGAGAUUGAGGAUGGCUCAGGCUAGCCUGGUGAAUGUGAAGGUGGUGGGCAACGGGCAGAUUCUGAAGCUGGAGCCAACGGGACUUGCCGUGGGCCCAGGUCACCCUGAGGCUUUGGGCCUGAGUCAUCUGUUAGGAUCAGCUGGGUCAGAGGGAGCGUGGCAAGAGCCAUCCCAGCUGGCCUGGCCAUGGGGCAGGUGCUCUGACGGGGGGCCCCCUUGGCACACUGGGCACGCAGAAGAGGAAGCCCUGCCCCAGGAGGAAGUGGCAGGCUGCGGUGGAGGCAGGUGCAGCCAAGGUGAGGCCCAUGCUGCUGCACCCCCGGGUGUGCCAGGCCCCCCCCCAGAGCUCUGGGGACAGGACCAAGGGGGCAGGAACGGGCAGGUGUGGGAGCCACUGGCCCAAGAGAGCUCCCUUUGGGGCAGGGGCCAAGGGGCUGAGGUGUGAGAGUGCCAGUCCUCUUGGGACAGGGAGCACCCUGGCAGGGGUGUCAGCAUGCCUAGCCCACAUCUGGUACUGCCCCCAAUCCCAGUCUCUCACUGACCUGAAACUGGGCUCUGUGACUGUUUCUCCCCAGACUUUCCCUGAUGACAGGUGUGAGGCCUCCAGGGCAGUGGUGGGGUGGGGGUGGUGGGGGAAUGGAAAGAGGAAGGAUUGAAGGGGCGGUCUGCAAACUGCCUAUGCAAAUGGCCUCUGACUCAGAGGCCUCUGUCCCGUGCACCCCCCCAACCCUCACUCCAGGCCUGGUGGGGGCGAGGGAGGGGGCUACCAGGUUUUUUCUUAAUUCUCACUUCCUCUGUUCUCUGAGCCGAUGCGGGAAGGGGCUGUGAGCCCUAAGCAUCCUUUCCUGCAGCCGCUGCCCAGUCUGCCAGCCAGGCCCUCUGGAGAAGCCCCCGCUCCCUGUCAUGGGCCCCUGCUGUGGCGCCCUGCACCCCCUGUCUCUCCUGGUGCAGGCUGCCGUGCUGGCCGUGGUUCUGGCCCCGGGCGCCCUGCCUCCCUUCCUGCCCUGUGAGCUCCAGCCCCACGGCCUGGUGGACUGCAACUGGCUGUUCCUCAAGUCUGUGCCCCGCUUCUCGGCGGCAGCGCCCCGCGGGAACAUCACCAGCCUCUCCCUCUACUCCAACCGCAUCCACCACCUCCACGACUCCGACUUUGUCCACCUGUCCAGCCUGCGGCGUCUCAACCUCAAGUGGAACUGCCCCCCCGCCGGCCUCAGCCCCAUGCACUUCCCCUGCCACAUGACCAUCGAGCCCAACACCUUCCUGGCCGUGCCCACCCUGGAGGACCUGAACCUGAGCUACAACGGCAUCACCACUGUGCCCGCCCUGCCCAGUUCCCUCGUGUCCCUGUCCCUGAGCCGCACCAACAUCCUGGUGCUGGACCCUGCCCACCUUGCGGGCCUGCACGCCCUGCGCUUCCUCUUCCUGGAUGGCAACUGUUACUACAAGAACCCCUGCCGACAGGCCCUGCACGUGGCCCCGGGCGCCCUCCUGGGCCUGGGCAACCUCACACACCUGUCGCUCAAGUACAACAACCUGACCGUGGUGCCCCGCCUUCUGCCCCCCAGCCUGGAGUACCUGCUCUUGUCCUACAACCACAUCAUCACCCUGGCCCCCGAUGACCUGGCCAAUCUGACGGCCCUGCGCGUGCUUGACGUGGGGGGGAACUGUCGCCGCUGUGACCACGCCCGCAACCCCUGCAGGGAGUGCCCCCACGGCUUCCCCAAGCUGCACCCUGACACCUUCAGCCACCUGAGCCGCCUUGAAGGCCUGGUGUUGAAGGACAGCUCUCUCCACAGCCUGAACCCCAGGUGGUUCCUCGGCCUGGGCAACCUCCUGGUGCUGGACCUGAGCGAGAACUUCCUGUACAGCUGCAUCACCAAAACCAAAGCCUUCCAUGGCCUGGCCCGGCUGCGCAGACUCAACCUGUCCUUCAAUUACCACAAGAAGGUGUCCUUCGCCCACCUGCAUCUGGCGCCCUCCUUCGGGAGCCUGCUGUCCCUGCAGGAGCUGGACAUGCAUGGCAUCUUCUUCCGCUCGCUCAGCGAGACCACGCUCCGGCCGUUGGCCCACCUGCCCAUGCUCCAGCGUCUGCAUCUGCAGUUGAACUUCAUCAACCAGGCCCAGCUUGGCAUCUUCGGGGCCUUCCCGGGCCUGCGCUACGUGGACCUGUCAGACAACCGCAUUAGCGGAGCUGCAGGGCGGGCGGCGGGGGCCACGGGGGAGGCGGGCGGGGUGGAGAAAGUCUGGUGGCUGUCCAGGGACCUGGCUGCGGGCCCACCGGGCACCCCGAGCUCUGAGGACUUCAUGCCAAGCUGCAGGACCCUCAACUUCACCUUGGACCUGUCGCGGAACAACGUAGUGACGAUCCAGCCGGAGAUGUUUGUCCAGCUCUCGCACCUGCAGUGCCUGUGCCUGAGCCACAACAGCAUCUCUCAGGCGGUCAACGGCUCACAGUUCGUGCCGCUGAGCAGCCUGCGGGUGCUGGACCUGUCCCACAACAAGCUGGACCUGUACCACGGGCGCUCCUUCACCGAGCUGCCGCGGCUGGAGGCCCUGGACCUCAGCUACAACAGCCAGCCCUUCGGCAUGCGCGGCGUGGGCCACAACCUCAGCUUUGUGGCGCAGCUGCCGGCCCUGCGCUUCCUCAGCCUGGCGCACAACGCCAUCCACAGCCGCGUGUCCCAGCAGCUCCGCAGCGCCUCGCUGUGGGCCCUGGACUUCAGUGGCAAUGCCCUGAGCCAGAUGUGGGCGGAGGGGGACCUCUACCUGCACUUCUUCCAAGGCCUGAGGAACCUGGUCCGGCUGGACCUGUCCCAGAAUCGCCUGCACACCCUCCUGCCCCGCAACCUGGACAACCUCCCCAAGGGCCUGCGGCUGCUGCGUCUUCGUGACAACUACCUGGCUUUCUUCAACUGGAGCAGCCUGGCCCUCCUCCCCAUGCUGGAGGCCCUGGACCUGGCGGGGAACCAGCUGAAGGCCCUGAGCAACGGCAGCUUGCCGAACGGCACCCGGCUCCAGAGGCUGGACCUCAGCAGCAACAGCAUCGGCUUCGUGGUCCCCGGCUUUUUCGCCCUGGCCACGAGGCUGAGAGAGCUCAACCUCAGCGCCAAUGCCCUCAAGACGGUGGAGCCCUCCUGGUUUGGCUCCGUGGCAGGCGCCCUGAAAGUCCUAGACGUGACCGCCAACCCAUUGCACUGCGCCUGUGGGGCGGCCUUCGUGGACUUCUUGCUGGAGGUGCAGGCCGCAGUGCCCAGGCUGCCCAGCCACGUCCGGUGUGGCAGCCCCGGCCAGCUCCAGGGCCACAGCAUCUUCGAGCAGGACCUGCGCCUCUGCCUGGACGAGGCCCUCUCCUGGGACUGCUUCGGCCUCUCGCUGCUGGCUGUGGCCCUGAGCCUGGCUGUGCCCAUGCUGCACCACCUGUGUGGCUGGGACCUCUGGUACUGCUUCCACCUGUGCCUGGCCUGGCUGCCGUGGCGCGGGCGACAGCGGGGUGCUGCCGCCCUGCCCUACGAUGCCUUCGUGGUCUUCGACAAGGAGCAGAGCUCGGUGGCCGACUGGGUGUACAACGAGCUGCGGGUCCAGCUGGAGGAGCGCCGCGGGCGCCGGGCGCUGCGCCUGUGCCUGGAGGAACGUGACUGGCUGCCCGGCAAAACGCUCUUCGAGAACCUGUGGGCCUCGGUCUACAGCAGCUGCAAGACGGUGUUCGUGCUGGCCCACACGGACCGCCUCAGCGGCCUCCUGCGUGCCAGCUUCCUGCUGGCCCAGCAGCGCCUGCUGGAGGACCGCAAGGACGUGGUGGUGCUGGUGAUCCUGCGCCCCGAUGCGCACCGCUCCCGCUACGUGCGCCUGCGUCAGCGCCUGUGCCGCCAGAGCGUCCUCCUGUGGCCCCGGCAGCCCAGCGGCCAGCGCGCCUUCUGGGCCCAGCUGGGCACCGCCCUGACCAGGGACAACCGCCACUUCUACAACCGGAACUUCUGCCGUGGCCCCACAACGGCCGAAUAGCCCGGGGACGGCCCAGGCCACCCCGCCAUGCCACUGCCCGGCCUCCCCUGCUCCCCACCGGGCAUGUAGCAGGUGCUCAAUAAGCAGACGCCCCUCGGAGGCCCAACGGCUAACCCUGAGCUCACUGGAGGCGUGAGCGGGAGGCCAGAAGGGGGACUGCGCCAGGCUUUCCUGCCUGCAGUGAGGAGGGACAAGAGGUGAUUUGGGAGAAAUUGCCAAGCAGGAGAAGCGGGGGCCCAGACACCGCAGGUCUGCAGGGCAGGGAAGCUGCUGAGGACAGUUGUGUUGACGAGCAUCUUCUCAGGGGAGUCUGAGGAAGGUCCCUGAAUGUGGUCUCGGUCCUUCGCAGAGAGCAGGCUGGGUCUCCUGUCCCAUCCAGGCCCCUCCUCACACGCCCUCCCCUCCCCAUCCCCCGCCGCUCCAGGCAGCCCAGGGCAGGCUGGGUCGUAUACCCGCCUCAGGAUCUGCCUCCCACACCCGCACGCCUGAAAAUGCCUUGAGGGCAGAGAACUGGCAGGCCUGCUUCAUUCCUGGCCCCCAGCAAAAUCCUGAGGGGCAGCGGCCCUGGUGAGUGUUCAUUCCGGCGGGGGAAAGCGUUGUGCGGAGUUCAGGGGGCCGUUUGCGCCAUCUGGUGGUCAUGCCUGUGCUGUGCCCAGGAGGCGGGCCCGGGGUUGGGGCGAAGCCUCUAAGUAGCUCCCGGCAGCAGGGAGCUGGGAGCCACAGAGAUGCUAGAGUGGGCUCACAAUCCGUCCCUUUCCGUUUUCACCUAGAAUGGAUACUGGGUCUCUCUGUACUGACAUCAAAGGGACACCUGGGUGAGCCACCACCUGGCUACAAAGGUGGGGCCUGCCUUCCCGGCCCCUGCAUUUCACCGCGGAUUGCCCUUAGGUGGGAGAGAGCCUCAUCUGAUGAGGGUGGAGCACGCGUGUACAUUUCUAGUUCUGAUAUCCAGCGUAGGGUUCCAGACACUGCUUGGAGCACCAAUGACUGGUGUUUGGAGACAGCCGAGUGUGUGGGGAGUUGUGGGUCACGUCAGGCCCGGAGCCUUGGCGGUUGCUUUGUCCUGGACUACUGCCUCACUGUCCCCACAAGUGAACCUGCCCUCUGAGGAGCAGAGGAGACGUGUGCAGCCGGACAGCUGACGCUGGGGCCCGGGGUGGCCGGAGAGUGGAACCAGCUCGGCUGGCUCAGGACAGCUGGGGGCCGGCCCAGCCACUUCAGGUCUCUGAGGUGGAAGGUGGGUGCUGGCCGAAGACUUGGCUAUAACCUUACACAGCCUGACUGUGGGCAGCCCUGGGGUUUGAGGGGGAGCAUAGCUGGGAGAGAAAUGUAGGCCAACUUCCUCUUUCUGACUUGGGCACAGGGAAUCCUGUGCUAGGCUGGUGGCCCCUGUUAUCUGCUUGCCUGACAGAAAGAGGGGCGCCUGGGUGGCUCAGUCGGUUAAGCGUCUGCCUUCAGCUCAGGUCAUGAUCCCAGGGUCCUGGGAUCAAGUCCCGUGUCAGGGUCCUUGCUCAGCGGGGAGUCUGCUUCUCCCUCUGCUGCUCCCCCUGCUUGUACUCUCUCUGACAAAUAAAUAAAUAGAAUCUUUAAAAAAAAAAAAAAAAAGGAAGAAAGACAGGUCUGAUCCACCAACUGGAAGUCCCACAUGGGCUCUGUCCUGUCUUGAGAGGCCUGUUAGAUUCUGGAGGAGAGGACCGAGGCUCGGCAUGGCCCCGCAUACUCCCUUGGCCUGUGCCUGGGGAGAAAAGAAAACAAGAACUGUCUUUCGGCCAGGCUGGAGUCUAGGGGAAGCCCCGGCCGCACGGCUCGUGGGCUGAUCUGGCCGCGUCUAGGAGCAGGAAGCAGGGCCUUAUCCAGGGCCCCACAGUUUGCAUGUGGGGAGCACCAUCGGCCUGUCUCUCAGGACAGCUGAGUCUGCCUUCAGGCAGUUCUCAGAUAGAAUCCUCGUGUACCCACCCACCCACUCAUGCUCACACUCCUGGUUCUUUUGGGGCUUCGGAUUCAGAAGAGCAUUUUCCGAAUGUUUGGAUUGGAGCUCGGAGUUAUGGUAGGACAGUUGGCUUGACCUAAGUGAGUCUGAGGGUCCAUGGUCCUUGGUUCAACCUGCAGAAAAAAGAUCUGCUGUCUACAGGAUCAGAAGGGGCAGACCUCCAUUAUCCUGGGUGUUAGGCUCAGGUGGGGCUGGGGGAGAGGCGGCUGCCCCUGCACUGUGCUCAGGAAGGGCGCUUGUGGUUGACUCCAGGCCCUCUCCUCCGCGCUGCUGGACACCCUUGACCAUGAGCGCUAGCUGCGACCUCGCCCCUCAAGGCUGGGGAAGAGUGGGACUCAGGUCAGGCUACCUGGGCUAACUAUUGGCUCUGCCAUUUGGAUUAUCUCGGGCAGGCGACCUCCUGUUUGGAGCCUCAGUUUGCUCAUCUAUAAAUGGGGGUGGCCAGGGUUACUCUGCCGGCUAUUAAGAAGGCUUGAUGCUAAUGCAUGUGAAGGUCUGAGAAACUAGCAGCCCUCAGCCGUCAUUAUUAGGUAAGGGGCUUCUGCGGAGGACAGCUAGCUGAUGCGGCUUCGGUAUUUUAUCUCUGUAACCCAGAGACUGAUCCUCCACCCAGAGCACUGAAUGGGGUUCAGAGGCAGAUGUGGUUGAAUUAGAGGCACGUGAAGCUGCAAGCGGGCCCCUGGGGUUGCCUCCUGUGCUUUUUGCUGUCAUGGGGGCAGUGAGUACUAGACAGACGUCUGGGCACAAGACUUAGGAAAGCCUGAUAGGAGGAAAACGUAAAUGUAAGAAAAUUCUCCCUGCUAAGAUUAGAAACGACAACUCUCUCUUUUCCCUCAAGGAUACUCUCAUGCUCCGGGCAUCUAUACAUUCUUGGAAAACUUCUAUCACAUCAUACAUUUCCAUACUCAAGUCCUUAUUAUGAUGAGGGAGCAGAAGGCUAGCUGAAGACAAAGCACAAGCUGAUACCCUGCAACCUCCCUGCACCCCCACUCCUGGCAGGACAGGUGUGUGACACUCUUCCAGCAAUCUCCCAACUAUCUUAAUGCCUUGCCAGAGGGAAAAACAACCUUAGCUUGACGAUAGCCAGGCCUCUAGUAUCCUAAGGGUCUUCUUUAACAGAUGAAAAUCCUUUUGAAACCUCCCUUUUCCGGGGCACCUGGGUGGCUCAGUCAUUGGGCUUCUGCCUUUGGCUCAAGGGGUCCUGGGAUCUGGGAUCCAGCCCCGCAACUGGCAC
This is a messenger RNA of Zalophus californianus (California sea lion), 10049 nucleotides long. RefSeq names its product twinfilin-2. Gene Ontology annotation, molecular function: actin filament binding; pattern recognition receptor activity; actin monomer binding. The transcript is spliced from 2 exons. Gene Ontology annotation, cellular component: cytoplasm; myofibril; actin filament. Lineage: Eukaryota; Metazoa; Chordata; Mammalia; Carnivora; Otariidae. Gene Ontology annotation, biological process: toll-like receptor signaling pathway; barbed-end actin filament capping; canonical NF-kappaB signal transduction. The record is from RefSeq and is a predicted model, not a curated record. The coding region runs from base 3727 to 6825 and encodes 1032 amino acids.